AAUCCGUUACGAAUAAUGAAGUUGUCAUUGUCAACUAUUCAAAGAAUUGCAAUGUCGUGUCGUACUGAAGGUCCCGCAAAAGGCUCGGAAAAGUUCAUAAAAAGUGUUUUUGCUCGCAGCAUUUUUGAUUCGCGUGGAAACCCCACUGUAGAAGUGGACCUUAUCACAGAAUUAGGCUUGUUCAGAGCUGCAGUACCAUCUGGAGCCAGUACGGGGGUUCAUGAAGCUUUGGAGCUACGAGAUGACAUCCCGGAUCAGUAUUUGGGAAAAGGCGUGUCUAAAGCUGUGGAAAAUGUGAAUAAUUCCAUUGGUCCUGAACUGGUGAAGCAGGACUUUGAUGUAACUCAGCAAGAGGAGAUCGAUGAGUUUAUGAUUAAUCUUGAUGGAACCGAGAAUAAAUCCAAAUUUGGUGCCAAUGCAAUUCUGGGCGUUUCUUUGGCGGUUUGCAAAGCUGGAGCUGCAAAACGCGGAUUACCACUCUACCGACAUAUCGCCGAUCUAGCUGGAAAUAAAAACCUCAUCCUGCCAGUCCCGGCAUUCAAUGUUAUUAAUGGAGGCUCACACGCAGGCAACAAGUUAGCUAUGCAGGAAUUUAUGAUUCUUCCAACGGGAGCUUGCUCGUUCACAGAAGCUAUGAAGAUGGGCAGCGAAACCUACCACACCCUCAAGAAAAUCAUCAAAGACAAAUACGGGCUUGAUGCUACUGCCGUAGGUGACGAGGGAGGAUUCGCCCCUAAUAUAGCCAACCCUAAAGACGCUUUAACCAUCCUUAAUGACGCCAUCGCCAAAGCUGGAUACACUGGAAAAAUUGAAAUUGGCAUGGAUGUGGCAGCUUCAGAGUUCUUCAAAGACGACCUGUACGAUCUUGACUUCAAAAACCCCAAAAGUGACAAAAAGAAUUGGAUUAAAGGGGAAAAACUGAUGGGAAUGUAUCAAGAAUGGAUCAAAAACUACCCGAUUGUGUCGAUAGAAGACCCGUUUGAUCAGGACCAUUUCGAAGCCUGGAGCUUAAUGAAGAGUUGCACCAGCAUUCAAAUUGUUGGUGACGAUCUCACUGUCACCAAUCCAAAGCGCAUACAAAUGGCUAUAGAUAAGGACGCUUGCAACUGUUUGCUACUCAAAGUCAAUCAAAUUGGUACGGUAACUGAAGCAAUCAGAGCGCAUUUAUUGGGCAAGCAAAAUGGUUGGGGCACGAUGGUUUCCCAUAGAUCUGGAGAAACUGAAGAUACUUUCAUAGCGGAUUUGGUGGUUGGACUGUCCACAGGACAAAUUAAAACAGGAGCACCUUGUCGCUCAGAACGCUUGGCAAAGUACAACCAAAUUUUGAGGAUUGAAGAGGAGCUGGGGCCUAAUGUGCGAUAUGCUGGAAAAGCAUUCAGAAGACCAUCCUGCUAAUUGUGAAUCUGCUGGGUUGUUUUAUCAUUUUCAAGAAAUAUCAUGGGAAAUUUCUGUAAAAGUUUUUUUGAUAAGUGGGCCAAAAACAAAAUUUUCUGUAAAAGUCAUGGCAAUAAAACUUACAAUUGUA
Molecule: messenger RNA, 1525 nt
Organism: Dendroctonus ponderosae (mountain pine beetle)
Lineage: Eukaryota; Metazoa; Arthropoda; Insecta; Coleoptera; Curculionidae
Product: enolase
Exons: 1
Coding region: 16-1395 (459 amino acids)
Biological process (GO): glycolytic process
Cellular component (GO): phosphopyruvate hydratase complex
Molecular function (GO): magnesium ion binding; phosphopyruvate hydratase activity
Source: RefSeq, a predicted model, not a curated record